AGUUGCAAACUAUUGUAAGAAACAUUUCCGUGAAAGAACCGCCAUCUAUGUGCUUUUGAACGUAAAAAAUGACAACUGGACGAGAUUAAAGAUAUCCACUCGUACUGACUUGUAUUGUACAAGUAUAACUGCAAAUCUUGUUUUUUUGAUAAAAUGAUGCCUUAUAUAUGUGUAUGUUCUGUUUUUCAGUAUGAAUAAAUACGAUAUUGAUAUAGUUAUUGCGAACCAAGCUGAAAUGGAAUUAUUUUUAGAAGAUAUAUCACAUUUACUUGUUUUUAAUCAAAUAGUGAAUUACAAUUGGGAAAAAUUAUUGCGACGAAAAUCUUUGGAACGUUUUUUAAAACGAACACAGCAAAAUAAAACCAAUAUUAUUUUAAUACAAAAUCAAAUUUCACCGAAACGUUCAACACUAUUAGAUUUUCAUUCAAACGAUACUGCCGAACAAAUGACAUUAUUAGAUUCGGAAUUAUUUCUAAAAAUAUCAAUACCAGAAAUAUUGUAUAUGUCAAUUGCAAAAGGAGAAGACUAUUGUCCAAAUUUAUCCUAUUUCACUGAACAUGUCAACAAAAUGUCUUAUUGGGUUCGAUUACGAAUAUUAGAACAAGAUUCACAGAGACAGCGUAAAAUUACUUUGAAAAGUUUUUCAAAAUUUUAA
Didymodactylos carnosus is the source of this 655-nucleotide messenger RNA. NCBI's taxonomy places the organism in Eukaryota, Metazoa, Rotifera, Eurotatoria, Philodinida, Philodinidae. The record is from the annotation of a GenBank genome assembly.